GGAAGUUGGAUGCGAUCUGACAACCCAAUCCCAAAGGAGAAGAAGAGGAAGACAUUUAAAAUUACACACACCCCUUAAAACUAAACAGCUGAAACAGGUUAACCCUGAUGAUUGUACGUCAGUUCACCAGCAGAGGCGUCACCUCUCAUCUGUGUGCCCGAUUUAACGAGACCCAGAACAGACAGGUCAUGGCCAGACCCAGCUCAGACCUAGCAGCGUUCCGAGAGGUGUUCUCGAAAGCCAAACACGUCGCCAUCUUGACGGGAUCAGGGGUUAGUGCUGAGAGUGGGRUCCCAACCUUCAGAGGAGAAGGAGGCUUCUGGAGGAAAUGGCAAGCCCAGGACCUGGCCAACCCUGGUGCGUUCAGUCAGAACCCGUCCAGGGUAUGGGAGUUCUACCACUACCGCAGGGAGGUGAUGCUGACGAAGAGCCCCAACUCGGCUCAUGUGGCCAUAGCAGAGUGUGAGGCCAGGCUGCAGAAACAGGGGCGCCGUGUCACCGUCAUCACACAGAACAUCGAUGAGCUACAUCGCCGAGCCGGAUCCACCAACGUCUUGGAGAUACACGGCAGUUUGUUUAAAACCCGCUGUAUGAGCUGUGGUCAUGUUGGCGUGAACCACAAGAGCCCCAUCUGUGCUGCCCUGGAGGGCAAAGGUGCUCCAGACCCCAACACCAGUGAUGCUCAGAUCCCUCCUCAUGACUUACCCAGGUGUGAGSAUGGUGGCUGUAGUGGUCUGCUCAGACCUAAUGUGGUCUGGUUCGGGGAGACUCUGGACUCAGACAUCCUGACUCGCGUUGAAGAGGAACUAGACCUCUGUGACCUCUGCCUAGUGGUAGGUACGUCCUCCAUAGUGUACCCAGCAGCCAUGUUUGCUCCCCAGGUGGCGGCUAGAGGAAUACCUGUAGCUGAAUUUAACAUGGAGGAAACACCCGCCACCAUGCGCUUCAGGUUCCACUUCCAGGGCCCCUGUGGGACCACCCUGCCCCCUGCACUGGCACGCCACAACAAUGAGCCCUGACUUCCCCUGGCUGAGCCAUAGUGCAGUCUACACAGACCAGACUCUAGUGCUGGAUGGGUGUGCUCAGGGGUGUAUUCAUUAGGGCAAAACAUUUAGCAACAGUUAACGUUUUGCAACAAAAACGAGCGCUUCUUAUUGGACAAUUUCAGGUUCGUCGCUCUUCGUUUCAGCCAUCUGCUUCUGUUUGGUUCCUAAAGAAUACACCCCAGUUUUGUGAAUGUAAUGUAUGCUAUAGAAAACACACUGUGCUGACAAUACCCCACACUCCCUAGGCUUCCACUCUGGAUUUGUGUUAUUGCAUGAAAUGACAACCAUGUUUUAAAAAAUAAAUCACAAUUAUGACAUGUAGUCYGGUAUCUCAAGCACAAUGAUUCCUUUUCCCUUUGCAUAGGCAUCUUCAUCCAAUAUCAAUGCAUUAUAUCAUGGUGGUCGUUGUCAGAUGGUACUUUUAUCAUAUGUAUAGAUUAUAUAUAAAAUGUGGGAGGUUCAUAUCCGACCAUAGAUGAAUUGCAAAUGCUUUUUUAAAUCAGGUCUGUGCGCUGGCAGUAGAGGGCAGUGUUUAGCUAUUUGUUAUUGUCUUUGUCUACAGAUUCACUCCUACCUGCUGCAUCUUAUUGCCUGUUCAUUGUAAAAGAGAAUGUGUUCUCAAUAACCUACCUGAUAAUACAUGAACUCUUAUGGUCA
Molecule: messenger RNA, 1703 nt
Organism: Salvelinus sp. IW2-2015
Lineage: Eukaryota; Metazoa; Chordata; Actinopteri; Salmoniformes; Salmonidae
Product: NAD-dependent protein deacylase sirtuin-5, mitochondrial
Cellular component (GO): nucleus
Molecular function (GO): protein-succinyllysine desuccinylase activity; protein-malonyllysine demalonylase activity; NAD+ binding
Source: RefSeq, a predicted model, not a curated record